Leptinotarsa decemlineata (Colorado potato beetle) is the source of this 5105-nucleotide messenger RNA. Its product is annotated as multiple edematous wings. NCBI's taxonomy places the organism in Eukaryota, Metazoa, Arthropoda, Insecta, Coleoptera, Chrysomelidae. Gene Ontology annotation, biological process: cell adhesion mediated by integrin; cell-cell adhesion; cell-matrix adhesion. Gene Ontology annotation, cellular component: external side of plasma membrane; integrin complex. Gene Ontology annotation, molecular function: integrin binding. The record is from RefSeq and is a predicted model, not a curated record.
AGUUCAGUCAGACUUCAGACUAGUUCAAAGUGAUGAGUGUGGGCGCUGUGGGUUGGUUCGGGUUAUGUUUUGAUUUUUAUAAUAAUAUUUUCACUGAAAACUAGAAGGUUCGUUUACGAAUUUUUGAAUUAAAACCAGGAGCUUAUGACUAGUUGAUACAUUAUCCGUUUGCAAUUGCAAAAACGCCGACUUGACUAAGAAAUACGAAAGACUGAAAUAAGUGCCUUUACGAAAAUGUUUCUGGCACAUCACAGUUUAUUUAUAAAUGCGAUUUUAUUGUGGAACUUCCAGAAUAUAGUUUCAUGUUUCAAUUUCGAAGACAGAGAUCCGUUAGUGAAAAAUUCCCCCUUCAAAGAAAAUGGAUCGUAUUUUGGAUUCAGCAUUGCACAGCACUCUACAAAGGAGAUCAGUGAAAACAUUGGUGACUAUUCGAUUCUCGUUGGCGCCCCCUUAGGAGGGAACCUCCAGCCAGGCACUAACCAUUCGGGGGCUCUUUUUAGAUGUCCCGUUGAUGAGGGAUAUUGUUCUCAAAUUGAAACUGAUGGAAGAAGAGAGGCCGGAGGAAGGUAUAUAUUCGAAGAUUUUGACUACGACGGAGAAGAAGAAGAAAGUUUGUAUCCUCCCGGAUCGGACGAAAUAAAAAACGGACAAUGGUUGGGGGUGACCGUGAAGUCACAGAAACCAGGAGGUAUUGUCAUGGUCUGCGCACACAGGUACAUCCAGAGCCCGAACCUGGGCAAGUUCCAUUACGGUCAAGGGCUCUGUUAUCUGCUCGACAAGGAUCUGUCCAUCUACGAGAGUUUGCAGCUGUGCAAAGGGAGGCCGGUUGAAAAGCUUCAUCAGCAGUUCGGAUUCUGUCAACUGGGCACUAGCGUAUCUUUUGUUGGGGAUCAGUUCGCUCUGAUGGGAGCUCCCGGACCUUACACGUGGAGAGGAACCGUUUUCGGCCAAGUCGUAGUCGGUGACUUUUUAACUAAAGACAAGACAAUUUAUCACGGACCCUUUGGAGAUAUCGACGAGAUUGAAAAAUAUAGUUAUUUGGGAAUGAGUGUCGCUGGCGGACACUUCUUUGACAAAUCAGAGUACACGUAUAUUUCGGGAGCCCCAAGAGCAGAAAUGAAGGGAAAGGUGUACUUUUUUACAAAGUACAACAACGAAGAAUUCAAUAUUUCUUUGAUUAUCACUGGUGAACAGUUUGCAUCCAGUUUUGGGUAUGAGGUACUUGCUGUGGAUGUUAAUAAUGAUGGCUACGACGAUCUGUUGGUAGGCGCUCCGUUUUACUACGGAGAAAACAAGGGAGGCGCCGUUUAUAUUUAUUAUAAUAUGAAGAAUUGCGUGCAGGAGAACUGCACAUGGAACAAAGUCCUCCACGGUACGCAGCAAUCCCGAUUCGGAUUUUCGAUGACAUCCCUAGGAGACAUCAAUAAGGACGGAUACAACGACGUUGCUAUUGGAGCGCCUUACGAUAACGAACGGGGCGCCGUUUACAUAUACUUGGGUUCUCAAAACGGCCUCAACGAAGAACCAUCGCAGGUGAUCAGGAUAUCAACUCUCAAAACUUUCGGUUACUCUUUGAGUGGAGGAAUGGACAUGGAUAAUAACGGAUAUCCAGAUUUGGCUGUCGGAGCAUUCGAAUCGGAGAAGGUUUUGUUAUUCAAAGCGAGACCUAUAAUCGAUAUAAAAAUCGAAAUAAAAAGCAACGAGUUGAAAAAUAUAAACGCUUCCAGAAAAGCAUGCUCUGUGGGCCAGAGUAACUACACUUGUUUUUCCUUCCAGUGUUGCUUUUCCAUAGUCGGUAAACUGAAAAAGACUGAUAACUUCCACGUGAUCUAUAAUAUAGCCGAAGAAAAAAAAUUCAUCAACCGCAUUUGGUUAUUGGACGAAAUGCAUGAAAACAAACACUAUUCAGCCAGGACCAAAACGAUUUCAGUCAGUAGUUACUCAAAACAGUAUUGUCAGAAAGAAGUAGCCUACCUCAAAGAGACCGUCAGUGAUAUUUUAUCGCCGAUUAAGUUUCGAGUGAAUUACACUUUGGAGAAUAAUACAUUUCACAGUGCUAUUUUGAAUAAAACGUCUGUCAAACUUUUCGAGGCAACAUUUCAGAAGGAGUGUGGCGACGACGAUAUUUGCGAAAGUUAUCUCACUCUCAAGGCAGGAACUAAUUUGGAAAGCGAUGGCUUGGGUAAUUACAAAGUGAAGAGCAUUAACGAAGUUUUCGAUGUUGAAGCAAAUAUAACGAAUAGUAAAGAUUCUGCCUACGAAGCCAAACUAUUUGUCGUCCAUCCCAAAGCUUUGAGCUAUGUUUCGCUAAAAUCUGAUAAAAAUGUUCCGGGUCACGUCAAAUGUGUGUUCCACAAUGAAACGUUAGUUAGUUGUGAUAUUGGUAAUCCAUUUAAAGAAGGUAGCAAAUUGAACCUGAGACUGAAAUUCGAAAUUAGGAAAGACACCAAAGAUCAGGAGUUGAAGAUAGACAUGUUCGUGAAUUCGACUUCGAUAGAACUUUCAAAAGAAACCUCUCAGACAAUCAAUGUGAUAUUACGGAAAGUGGCAAAAUUCCAGAUCAGAGGCAAAGCAACCUCUAAUUUAUUCUACGGCGGUAAAAUCAUGGGAGAAUCGAGCAUAAACUAUUUGGAAGACAUAGGCGCCAGAGUUAUCCAUAAAUAUCAGAUCGAUAAUAAUGGGCAUUGGGAUAUGUUCGAUGUGAAAGUAAACAUCGAGUGGCCUUUGCAGGUUUCUCCAGGUCCUGGUGAAGGUAAUAGACCAGGAAAGUGGCUACUAUAUCUGGAAAGUGCCAUGGUUCACGGCAUCGCAAUUGAUGGUUACUGCGAACUACUUGGCAAUGCAAAGUUGAAUGAACUAAAUCUGAACAUGUCGAAGAGCGGCAUCGAAGAACCACCAGAAAAUUUGCUCUUGCCUAGCGAUUUUCCAAUGUCAACUGACGCGCCAAGUAGAAGAAGGAAGAGGAGCUUGAAUUAUGUUGUUCCAUAUCAAAUGACGAAAAAGAAUGGUCAAAAUCGUAAAGUAGUUGUUUUGGAGUGUUUGAAUGGAACGGCAAAGUGUAUAGAUAUAACGUGCACCAUCAAAAAGCUGAGCAGUGGUAACCAAGCUGACAUAGAUAUUCGAUCUCGAAUUUGGAACUCCACCCUUGUAGAGGAUUACUCCAAUGUUGACUGGGUUGUCAUUAGGUCGGACGCUUCUGUUGAAAUCGCAGACAAGAGGAGCGUCAGUAAAGAUUCCAUUACAUUUUUCUCGGCGGAGACAAUCGCAUAUCCAGAAAUCGUCGUUGCGGAUUCUGGGCUGAAUUGGAUCAUAAUCGGUGGCAGCGUUUUGAUUGGUCUACUGCUACUCAUACUGCUCGUAAUAAUAUUGUACAAAUGCGGUUUCUUCAAACGAAAACGAGUUACCGAUCCCACGUUAUCAGGAAACCUGCAGCGAAAAGAUGAAGAUGAAUCGUUACUUAAAUAACUGAUGGCAACGAAGUACUUAUCGGUGAUGAGGAUUAAGCAAGUGCUCCUUGAUAGAAAUGUGAUUUCAUACAUUGUUUUCCAUUUGCCUAUACCGUUUUGAAUGUUCUCAGCACUCGGAAUAUGGCCCAUCGAGAGAAUUUCUAACAGUUUGUUAUCGAAGAAGCGUUUCAUGAAUUGGUCAGAUUUGAGAGUCGAAAGAGCAGUUCACAUUGGACCAAUUCACUGAGUUUCAUUUUUAAUAAUUUUACCUUGAGGCAGCUAAUAAAAAUUGUUCCUUACAUUAUAUAUAUGAAGUGAAAUUUCUUUAGGUGACGUUUGGUAUUAUAUCUCAGAUUCGAAUUUAUCUAGAAAAUACGAGGACUGUUCAAGAGGUAAUGUUGAAUCUCUUCAGAAAAAAUAUAUUUCUUAUCAUAACGCUUUUUAUUGAAGAUCUCUCCUCAAAAGACGAGAUGAAAAUUAAUGAAGUCUCACUUUAAUAAUGUGGUUCCUGGCACGUUAGUUCUUACAACUUUCCAGUACUAGGAAAAUUGUGUUAUAACAACAUCCAAAAUACAAACAUAUUCUUCUAGAGAAAAUACUUACACCUUCAACAGCCUCAGCAUGAUUAAGAUUCUAAUUAAUAUUAUCAACAAAUAUUUCAGUUAAUGUGAAUAUCUAUAUUUACUUAACUAAAACCUACUUAGGAUAUCCGUGACUACUUCACUACAAGUGUAAGUCAUGUUGAGUGUUUUUACAAUUUUCCACAUAUAAGUCAAAUGUCCAAAAAGCAUGCAAAACGCUCAACUAUAAUAACUCAAAUAAUUAUAAUCCACAAAUGAACUGCCUGCACUUUCAGUAUAGCCAAAUGACCUCACGAAAUUCCCCCUACCUCAGGUAUCUGUUCCUCUAAAGUCUGCUGUAUUUUGUUACCACUUCUGUUACACCCCUGAAUUAACAUAACUUUUUGAACGUCCCUUGUAAGAUGUAAUUGAAAAAUAGCUGUAGAAAAACUUAAAAAUAGCAACAAAACUAGGGUCAAACAUGAUUUUAGUAAUAAUAAUAGUAAUAUGUCUUUAUUCACCUGAAGCUUUUUCAACAUUUUUAUUUUUACAAUAUCUUUUAUCGAUUCUCUGAUGGCUAUCAUCCCAGUGUCUUUUAAAUAGGUACUUAAGUUAGUUGUAUUGAUAAUUUUAUUUUUAUAGAAUAGUUAUGGACAGUGUGUUUAUUUUAUUACUUGCCUUUUCACUUUGUGAAAUUAGUUAAAGUUCAAUUAUAAUGGCAAUGAAGAAUGUAGGGCCAUUUCCAAAUCUUGUUUGUUUCACAUUUCCUAGCACCAUGAGCACACUAAAUCUGUAAAAUUUUCUUGCUUUGAGCUGUAAUUUCAUCAGUAGUACUAUUGUGGGUGCCAUAUAGAUCGAUUUGAAUCACAUGUGAUAUUGAGCCUUUAUAUAUUCCAAAUCUUUUUAUAUUCUGGUAAGCUUCAGGAAAUUUUUACUGAACACCCUGUACUAAUGUUAGGUAAGCACACUGAAGAAGGUGAAAGUUGAAGUAGUUGAAUCGUCCAAGCUGUUGAAAAAUUUUGUUGAUUGUUAGUUUUCUUUCCGAGGGGAGAAAACUAAAGCUUUUAUUUAUUUAUGAAUAGACUGUUUAUUUAAAAAA